Macrosiphum euphorbiae (potato aphid) is the source of this 1263-nucleotide messenger RNA. The record is from the annotation of a GenBank genome assembly. NCBI's taxonomy places the organism in Eukaryota, Metazoa, Arthropoda, Insecta, Hemiptera, Aphididae.
AUGGAUGGCAAAAUCAAGAAACUCUACAAAAUUGUACUGACCGGCGGCCCUUGUGGUGGCAAGACAACGGGACAGUCACGCUUAUGUACAUUCUUUGAGAAUUUAGGAUGGAAGGUUUAUAGAGUUCCAGAGACUGCCAAUGUUCUAUUAAGUGGAGGUAUCAAAUUUUCGGAAUUAAGUGACGACGAAGCCCAUAAAUUUCAAGAGAACCUCCUCAGAUGUAUGCUACAAAUAGAAAAUACAUUUUUUGAACUGGGGGAAUCAUGUGACCAAGACUGUCUAAUCAUUUGUGACAGAGGUGCUAUGGAUGCUGCUGCAUAUAUACCUACUAAUAAAUGGGAUCUAAUAAUGAAAGAAAAUGGUUUGAACAUGGUUGACUUGAGAGACAAUCGUUACAAUCAAAUAAUUCACAUGGUGUCUGCUGCAUGUGGGGCUGAAGACUUUUAUACAACCGAAGAUCAUACCAGCAGGAGAGAGGACGUGUCUCUUGCUAAAAGUCUAGAUGUCAAAGCGUCAGCAUCAUGGAUUGGACACCCAUACUUCGAUGUCAUUGAUAAUUCAUCGGAUUUUGAAAAUAAAAUAUGCAGAAUGAUAGCUGCAGUUUGUCAAAAAUUGGGCCUAGACACUGGUGAUCGAUUAGCAACGAAUUCGAAAAAACGUAAAUGGUUAGUGAAGUAUCUGCCUAAUGAUCAGUUGUUCCCCCCAUUUCAAGAUUUUGAUGUCGUACACAAUUACUUGCAGACAUACACUAAAAAUAUGCAAGCUCGCUUACGAAAACGAGGACAAAAAGGUCAUUGGAAUUAUACACAUACGAUUCGCAGGCCUCGGGUCCGUGGUCAAGUAAUAGAAGUAAAAACACAGCUCAGUCACAGGGACUAUGUGAAUCUGUUGUCACAAAAAGAUGAAACCCACUAUCCAAUCUACAAAAAAAGGCGAUGUUUUAUACACUACAAUCAGUAUUUCCAGCUUGACAUUUAUUGUAAACCUUGUCAUAAAAGGUGUGAAGGGUUAGUGUUACUUGAGACGUAUUCUGCUCUUGAGGACCAAGAGCUGCUUGACCGUUUACCAAAAUUCCUAGACAUUGAAGCCGAGGUAACUGGUAACGCAGCUUAUUCCAUGUUUAACUUGUCACUUGUUGAAGAUUGGGACAAAUCAAAAAAUUUUUGUCACUACUUGAAAGGACCAGACGAAGAUCUGAUUGUAGGUGAUCAUAAAACCAACCAAGUUAGUUACAUUCAUACAAACGGAAAACUAAGGAAAUAG